Messenger RNA from Mollisia scopiformis, 1152 nucleotides. RefSeq lists its product as uncharacterized. Lineage: Eukaryota; Fungi; Ascomycota; Leotiomycetes; Helotiales; Mollisiaceae. The transcript has a single exon. The coding region runs from base 323 to 1030 and encodes 235 amino acids. The record is from RefSeq and is a predicted model, not a curated record.
UUCCGUGCAGUAGGAAAAUGGAAAAACCACAAGCUGCCACGAGCUCAAUGCACGUCUUCGGCUCCAAACUUCUGGAUUGCGAAACGCAACAAAGAUUCAAUGGACCACCAAAAGAGAGCAUAGUAUUGGAGAAGUCUCAUAUGGGCAAUCUGUAAUUGCCACGAGGUAGGCUUCGGGGUAGGAGCUGUCACUUCCACACACAUGCUUCGGCUCCAGGUUUUUGGACUACGAUAUGCAACAAAGAUAGUCUUCCUCAAGCUGUUAUUUGAGAAGUCUCACUCUCCGGCUUCGUAGUCUGUGCUGUGGUGAGGUAAGGUUGCAGAUGUUUCUGUUACAUUCCUUCCUCCCACUUCCCAAUCCAAAGCCCCAUCCCCCUUCCACAAGCCAUCGGCUCCAAACUUCUGGACUGCGAGAUGCAACAAGAAAUCCCAUCUCAAGCAUCGUUUGGGAAGUCUCACAUCUAAUAUCCUCAGUCAUCUAUGUUUGCAGAUGCUCCCGUCACAUCCUCACAUCUCAAAGCCCCAUCCGUCACCUCACUCAUCUCAAGUUCCACAACAACCAUCGGCUCCAAACUUCUGGACUGCGAAACGCAACAAAGAUUCAUAAUCUGAGCUCUUAUUUGAAGGGUCUUAUGCAAGGCGUCUGUGCUGCCACGAGGGGUGUUCGUUCUAGUUCUGGCUGUUGUUACUUACGCUGUUUCCCUCACAUCCAUCCCAAAGCCGCAUCCGUCACCUCCCUUCCUUCUAAUCCCCUACCCUUCUGCCUCACAAUCACCGACUCCUUCUCCCUCUACCCAGCAUUCACCUCAUCUCAUCUCAUCCAAAAAAGCAAACCCCAAUCUCAUCUAACCCUCAUCCCGAGAAAACCCACCCGCACCCCAAAAAAGGCGCCUCGGUACCAAACCUCCCAUCUACGACCUGCAACAAACCCCCCUCCCCGUCCCUCCCUCCCUCCAGCCCUAUCACUUCCACUUCCAAUCAAGAAUUCCACCUACCGUACCUACUGCCACCAUCCCACACACGGAAGUUAACCAGUCCAGUCCAAUCCAGUCCAGUCCAAUCCACUCCCUCGGCUCCAAACAACUCCAAUUGCGAAACGCAACAAAAAAAAAGAAAGAAUCCCCACCUCUCAGAAAAAAGUCCGUCCGAACCG